UUGGGUGGGCAGCUGAGCUCGGCAGAUGCCUUUGAAAGGCCCUGGUCACGAGCUCAGCUAUCUUUAGCUGAAGGUAUUUAUAUUACAAGGCAGUGGCGUGGCGGCCACCGGGCAGCGCAGCAAAGGCAUCAAAGGGUGGUGGAGGCAGGAGGGGGCUGCGCCAGGACGCAGCACAGAGGAGCAUCGGGUGCUGCCCCACACCCCCCGAGAGCCACUGAGACCCCAGGUGAGGAUGACCCCGGAGGAGGAAGGCUCCCAGACAGGGCCCCUGGAGCGGGUGCGUAUCCGGGUGGAGGAGCAGUCCUUUUGGGUGGAGAAGACCUUGCUGGUGGAGAGCAGCGAGUACUUCCGUGCCCUCUUCCGCUCAGGCAUGAGGGAGAGCACGCAGGAGGAGAUCGGGCUGGGGGAGCUGAGCGCGGCCGGGUUCCUCGCCAUGCUGCGGGUGCUGGCGGGUGAGAGGCCCAUCCUCAGCAGUGAAGAGACCUUCCAAGCGGUUGAGUGUGCCGCCUUCCUGCAGGUGAAGCCCUUGGCCAAGUACUUGAUCCACUCCAUCAACUCUGACAACUGCAUCCUGCUAUAUCAAGCCGCUGCCAUAUUCGGUCUCCUGGACCUUUUCCACUGCGCUGCGCUCUACAUUAGGGACAGCUACACCGAGCUGGAGGACUACCUGGACUGCCUCUCCACUGACCUGCUGGCCUAUGUGGAAGCCCUCCUACCCAGCACCUUUGUGGCAGUGGGAGCCCACACCCCAACCUUCGAGUUCUUGGAGGACCUCUCCAGGACCAUCUGCUACCUGGACGAGGAGACCAACACAUGGAGGACCCUCUCCUGCCUGCCGCUGAGCGCCAGCACAUUCCUAGCCGGCAUGGCAACCAUGGAUAAUAAGAUCUACAUCGUGGGCGGCGUCUACGGGGCCAGCAAGCAGGUGGUGGAAAGCAGCUUCUGCUAUGACGCUGACGCCAAUGCCUGGAGCGAGUUCCCCAGCCCUCAUCAGCUGCGCUACGACGUCAGGCUGGUGGGCCACGAGGGCUACCUCUACGCCAUCGGCGGGGAGUAUGAGAAGAUCUCAUUGAAGUCUGUGGAGAGAUACGAUGUGGCCUCCAGCACCUGGACGUUUGUCUCAGACCUGCCGCAGCCGAGCACGGCGGCACCCUGCGCCCAAGCCAUGGGGCAGAUCUUUGUUUGCUUGUGGAAGCCGCUGGACACCACCGUCAUCUAUGAGUACGAAACCCAGCAAGACGCGUGGCUUCCCGUCACCGAGCUCAAGCGGCACCAGAGCUAUGGGCACUGCAUGGUGGCCCACCGUGACAACCUCUACAUCAUGCGCAACGGCCCCUCGGAUGACUUCUUGCGCUGCGUCAUCGACUGCUUCAACCUGACGUCGCGGCAGUGGACCGCCCUGCCCGGGCAGUUCCUGAACAGCAAAGGAGCCCUCUUCACCGCUGUCAUCAGGGGUGACACCGUCUACACUGUCAACAAGAUGCUGACCCUCCUCUACUCCGUGGAAGAGGAGACCUGGAGGCUCAAGAAGGAGCGGGCAGGUUUCCCACGCAGCGGCUCCCUGCAGACCUUCCUCUUGCGGCUGCCGAGGCGUGACCACGAUGUCGCAACAUAGGUGGCCCCUGUCCCAUGUUGGGAUGCUCUCCUUGCACGUGGCCUCAGCUCUGCACCCGCCAGUCCCCCGGGCUCCUCUCCUCCCCUGCAGAGCCUUGCCCAGUUCCAGGAACGCAUCACGUUGGACCUUGGAGGUGACACUAGACCCUGCCAGAUGGAAAGGGGCUGCAGGCAGCUGCUGCCUGCCUCUGCCUGCACUGCACAGGCUGUGCGCAAAGUCCUACCAGACAUGGGCUCACGAGCCAACUGCACACAGGGCUUCGUGGCUUCCUCAGGGGACAGGUGCCAAAGAGAUGCAAACACAGGUUAUAUUUAUUUUGACCACACUCUGAAGGUGUGCAGCAUCCCACCUCCUCUCUGCUCUGAUGGGAAAUCAUUCAUUAUAUCCUGGAAUUAAAAGGAAAGCUAUAAAAAAAACCUGUGGUUUUCAUUACUCUUGGGUUUGUUUUUUUUAUUUUCCCCCACUUCUGAAGGAAAAUACCUCCUAACGGGGAUCCACGUCAAGGCUUGCUCCUACCCGCUGAAUGCUUUUUCAGCUGCGGCUCCAUUUCAGAGCUGUACGUGGGAGCGCGGUUCCCACACAGCCCUGCGCUCCCCGGGGAGGUCUUCAUGGCUGCUGCUGGCCACAGCGGGGUCCUGGGAGGAGGGAAGGUGGGGGGGGUGAAGGAAAGCAUCUCCUGGGCACUGGUUGCUUAAUGCACUGAGGGGUUUCUGGGACCUGGGAACCAUCUGUCACCCCCCAAAUGCAUAAGCUAGCUAUUGUCUGCUCCAGGCUUGUCCGCCAAGCCCCAGCACAGACCCAACAGGGUGGCAAGUGCUGGCACUCAUCAGAGGCUCAUCUGAGCCAAGACGGGGUCUUUUUAGGACAUGGCAAACCUUGGAAAUACAGAGGAUGCAAAAAGGGAAGGAAGGGAGAAAGCACCACCAUUACAUGGCAAUGUCAGGCUUGCAGAGUUCUUCUCCAUUAGCA
Molecule: messenger RNA, 2584 nt
Organism: Harpia harpyja (harpy eagle)
Lineage: Eukaryota; Metazoa; Chordata; Aves; Accipitriformes; Accipitridae
Gene: KBTBD13
Product: kelch repeat and BTB domain containing 13
Exons: 1
Coding region: 233-1615 (460 amino acids)
Molecular function (GO): protein binding
Source: RefSeq, a predicted model, not a curated record